This is a messenger RNA of Patiria miniata (bat star), 2111 nucleotides long. RefSeq names its product galactocerebrosidase-like. The transcript has 15 exons. Bases 47 to 2047 code for a protein of 666 amino acids. Gene Ontology annotation, cellular component: lysosome. Gene Ontology annotation, molecular function: galactosylceramidase activity. Gene Ontology annotation, biological process: galactosylceramide catabolic process. The record is from RefSeq and is a predicted model, not a curated record. Lineage: Eukaryota; Metazoa; Echinodermata; Asteroidea; Valvatida; Asterinidae.
UUUAGGGCACCAGAUCAUUAAACAUUGAGAUCGAGAGGAGCCGACAAUGUCGUAUUUUAUCGCAGAGGUUUUUCACAUUUUAUUCGUGUUGCAGUUGAUUGGUAGCUAUUCUGUAGCCUCUCAAUACGUGAUAAGUGAUGUACCAGGGCUUGGAAGGCGGUUUGAUGGAAUUGGCGGACUCAGUGGUGGAGGAGCUACGUCCAGGUUAUUGGUGAAUUAUCCUGAGCCGUAUCUGGAUCAGAUCCUGGAUUAUCUCUUCAAGCCAAAUUUUGGAGCAUCACUUCACAUCUUAAAGGUUGAGAUUGGUGGAGACUCACAAAGCACUGACGGAACUGAGUCAUCGCAUAUGCAUUCAGCUAACGAUGAGAAUUAUCAGAGAGGAUAUGAAUGGUGGCUGAUGAAGGAGGCUAAAAAGCGCAAUCCAAGCAUCAAGCUGUAUGGCCUUCCUUGGGCUUUCCCCGGCUGGAUUGGGAAUGGCCAACAAAGUCCCUAUGUCAAUAUCGAUGUCACUGUUGACUACAUCAUCAAAUGGAUACAAGGAGCAAAAACUCACCACAAUUUAACCAUUGAUUAUAUUGGGAUUUGGAAUGAAAGGCCAUAUAACUCUACAUACAUCAAGACCUUGAGAUCCUCUCUAAACAAAGCUGGCCUCAGCCAUAUAGCAGUGGUUGCUGCUGAUGGAAAAUUAGCAAUCAGUCGUGAUAUCUUGAUGGAUAAAGCAUUGGCUGCAGCUGUUCAGAUUAUAGGGUUGCAUUACCCCGGAACUCAUGUCACCAACUACACGUUGGAAACUGGCAAGACCAUCUGGGCAUCGGAAGAUUACAACACGCACAAUAAUGAAGUUGGGGCAGGAUGUUGGGCCAGGACCUUGAACCAGAACUACGUGAAUGGAAUGAUGACUUCUACAAUCUCCUGGAACCUGAUCGCAUCUUACUACGACGCUUUGAAAUAUGCACGUGCCGGACUUAUGACAGCCAACGAGCCAUGGAGUUCGCACUUUGAGGUCACUGAUACAAUCUGGAUAUCGGCUCAUACCACUCAGUUUACUGAUCCGGGAUGGAUGUAUUUGAAGCACAAGUCUGGAGUGCAGCGUCUUGACAAAGGAGGAAGCUUUGUAUCCAUGACAGACGGUGUUAAUUUGACCAUAAUUAUAGAGACUAUGAGCUAUGAUCACUCAAAGUGUACCUGGCCCUACUUACCACCUUACAGUGUGGCAGCCCAGACAGCCAAGUUUACUCUCCAAGGCAGUUUUGCCAAAGUUAGCAGUCUCAAUGUGUGGUAUUCCAAGCUUACGUUCAAUGGCCAGUCAUCAACAAUAUUUGUCAAGAAGAAUCCAAUUAAGGUUGUGAAUGGCAGUUUCACCUUAAGUCUGAAUCCUGAUGAGGUCUACACCCUGACAACCACUGAGAGGGGUUAUAAGGGGAACUACCCUACACCCCCGCCAUCUGCCCCCUUCCCUGUACCUUACUCAGAUAACUUUGACAAUUACCCAGAAUUCAGUGAAGCUAGUAACUUUGCUGACCAGGCCGGUGUUUGGGAGAUUCGAGAGUCUGGUGACCCGACUCAUAAAUUGGUGAUGGAACAGGUUGUCCUUGAGUCACCAGUCCAUUGGUGUCCAGCGGCUGAGUCUCCUAUCUCUGUCAUUGGCAACUACUCCUGGCAGAAUGCCGACGUUUCUGUUGAUGUCAAGCUUGGAGAUAAUACCGGUGCAUUUCUUGCUCAACGUAUCAACGAUGGUGGCUGUAAGGUUGUCGUGGCAACAGGACUGUUCUUUAUUGUUUACUCCAAUGGGACAUUUGCUGUUUACUCGGACAUACAUCACCGAUUCCUGCUGAAUUCCGGUCAAGUUGAUGUCAAGAGUGACAUGUGGUUCAACAUGCGGCUUCUGAUUCAGGACAGCAAAGCUACAGGAUUCGUCCAAGGCAAGACGGUGUUCACUGCAUCACUAGAUCCUAAGACAAUCCCCAGUCAUGGAUUCGUUGCCAUGGGAAUGCCUAACUAUGCAUCAGCGCAGUUUGAUAAUUUUGACAUAAUUUCAGCAUCUUAGAUUGAUAGCUCAGUGCCAGGUACUUACAUGUGUAACAUGAUCAGUUAUAACUGACCUGUAACUU